Metarhizium brunneum ARSEF 3297 is the source of this 723-nucleotide messenger RNA. RefSeq lists its product as uncharacterized. The record is from RefSeq and is a predicted model, not a curated record. NCBI's taxonomy places the organism in Eukaryota, Fungi, Ascomycota, Sordariomycetes, Hypocreales, Clavicipitaceae. Gene Ontology annotation, molecular function: ATP hydrolysis activity; ATP binding.
AUGGCCGCGGGACCGCAUCACGACCAGGCCAUACAUCUAGUCGGCGGGCCUUGCACCGGCAAGACGCGCACUGCUGAAGCCAUCGCCGAAGUGUGCCAAAAGCAACUCAUCACCAUCAACGCGUAUGACUUGGGCAUCAAUUCGUCCAUUGUAAAGAGGAAGCUACGGGGGGUUUUCAACACGGCAUGUGCGCGGAAUACCUGGGUGCUUAUCAAGCGCAGCGACGAGUUUCUAGCGAAGCCGACAACGUCUGACUCGAAAACCUGGCGGGAGCUCAAGUCUACUUUCCGCCAGUGCGUCAGGGACUUUGAGGGCUUGGUGCUCUUCAGCAGCGACCGCAUUCAAGAUCUGCAACCAUGCUUGCAGGGUAGAAUUUCGCUCCAGAUAGACCUGUCCCCUCUCGGACCGGGACAGAGGGAGCGAAUAUGGACGUCAUCUGUGAAGAACAGCGCGUCUUGCGCUGGGCUGCGCCGGUACGAUCUCCCAACAGAUAAGAUGGAGCAGCUGAUCCGUAUAGAUCUGAACCGGAAGCAGAUUGAGAAGGCGGCAGAACGAUGGUAUUGGUCGACCGGCGAUGACGGACUGGAGCUAGAGGAUCUCAUAUCUAUUGCGAGCGAGAUGCAGAAGGUCGGUAGGCGAUGUCGGCCGGCAUAUGCAGAAAUUGACGACGACGGCUACGCCUCCGGCUCCGGCGAAAACCAAAUGGAUGACUGGACCAAGUAG